AGUAAACCAAUGGAAGUGAGACUCUCAAAUAUGACUGCAGCAAAGGCUAUCAGUGGUGCUGUCAGGACUUCCUUGGGUCCAAAGGGAAUGGACAAGAUGGGAGAGGUUAUCGUUACCAAUGAUGGAGCGACCAUCUUGAAAAGUAUACAAGCCCUGCAUCCCGCAGCGAAGAUGCUUGUUGACUUAUCUGCUGCGCAAGAUAUUGAAGCAGGGGAUGGCACGACCAGUGUUGUUGUGUUAGCUGGUAGCCUACUUGGGGCGGCUGAGAAGAUGCUUGGGAAAGGGAUUCACCCUUCUCUUAUUGCAAAUUCUUUCCUAAAUGCUAGUCAGAAGGCAGUCGAGUACUUAACUGAGAUGUCUACGCCGGUAGAUCUCAAGGACAAUGCCAGUAUAUUGAGAGCGGCAAUAACAAGUCUCAACUCCAAAAUCGUUUCACAAUACUCUUCAAUUCUUGCACCUAUCGCAGUUAAGGCCGUGACUCGUAUUGCGACAUCACAAAGCUCAAAUGUAGACCUUCGAGACAUCAGAAUCGUGAAGAAGGUUGGAGGCACGAUUGAAGAUACAACAUUAGUAGAGGGAGUUGUCCUAAAUCAAAACAUGAUAACCUCACAUGGCGGACCAACCCGAGUAACUCAAGCAAAAAUCGGUCUGAUUCAGUUCCAAUUAAGCCCUCCAAAGCCAGAU
Messenger RNA from Acaulospora colombiana, 684 nucleotides. Lineage: Eukaryota; Fungi; Glomeromycota; Glomeromycetes; Diversisporales; Acaulosporaceae. The record is from the annotation of a GenBank genome assembly.